AUGCUUCCCAGAUAUCAUCAAAGCAUUGGGAAGGUGGAGCUGGUUGUGGCCGGUGCAGGCCCAUCCGGCUUGGCAGUGGCUGAGAGAGUGUCGCAAGCAGGUUACAAGGUCUGUGUGAUAGACCCGUCACCCCUCGCUGCGUGGCCGAACAACUAUGGUGUCUGGGUCGAUGAGUUUCGAGCAAUGGGCCUUGAUGACUGCUUGGAUCAUGUGUGGGAUAGGGCAGAAGUAUUCCUCGACAGCAGCCCCUCUGGUCUCAAACAUCUUGCGAGGCCUUAUGGGCGAGUAGACAGAGCCAAGCUAAAGCGCAAGCUGCUGCAGCGGUGUGUGGCGCACGGGGUGGUCUUCCAGGAGGCCAGGGUGGAGGAGGUAGUGCAUGCAGAUGGCAGCUCACAAAUUACCUGCUCUGACGGCACCAGGAUACCGGGCUGCAUGGUGCUUGAUGCCACCGGCCAUGCGCGCAAGCUCGUGGAAUAUGACAAGCCCUUCAACCCAGGCUACCAGGGGGCCUAUGGAAUACUGGCAGAGGUGGAGAGCCACCCAUUCCCCACAGAUGCAAUGCUCUUCAUGGACUGGAGGGACGAGCACACGGCUAGCAACCUACAAAUGCAGGAGAGCAACAGGAAGCUGCCCACUUUCCUGUACGCGAUGCCCUUCUCCAAGACGCGCAUCUUCCUGGAGGAGACCUCCCUCGUGGCGCGCCCUGCAGUCCCUUUCCUGGAACUCAAACAGCGGCUGGAGGCGCGCAUGGCGAAGUACGGCAUCAAGAUAAAGGCGAUCGAGGAGGAGGAGUACUGCCUCAUUCCCAUGGGCGGGGUGCUGCCGCGGCUGCCGCAGCGCACCCUCGGCAUUGGUGGCACAGCUGGCAUGGUCCACCCCUCCACAGGGUACAUGGUGGCGCGCAUGCUGGGAGCGGCGCCUGUUCUGGCGGAUGCCAUUGUGGAGCAGCUGUGCGCUGCCAGCGAUGCUGCUGCGCAGUCGCACCUGCCGCCCGGAGCCGUCACGGAAUCCGACGCCGACCGUCUCUCUGCCGCAGUUUGGCACUCCAUCUGGCCCGUGGAGAGGAUCCGGCAGCGCGCCUUCUUCAGCUUUGGCAUGGACGUCCUGCUGAGCCUGGACCUAACAGAGACGCGCCAGUUCUUUGCAGCCUUCUUUGCGCUCUCAGACCACCACUGGCAGGGCUUCCUGUCGGCGCGGCUGUCCUUCCUGGAGCUGAUAGGCUUUGGUCUGUCGCUGUUUGCCAAGUCCAGCAACGAGGCGCGCCUGAACCUGCUUGUCAAGGGGGUGCCAGGCCUGGUCGGCAUGCUGGCCGGCCUCACAGGCACCAUCGGCUAUGAGAAGCGGCUGCUCGGCAAAAAGGAACAGAUCAGAUAG
Coccomyxa subellipsoidea C-169 is the source of this 1374-nucleotide messenger RNA. RefSeq names its product beta cyclase. The record is from RefSeq and is a predicted model, not a curated record. Gene Ontology annotation, molecular function: oxidoreductase activity, acting on paired donors, with incorporation or reduction of molecular oxygen. Bases 1 to 1374 code for a protein of 457 amino acids. NCBI's taxonomy places the organism in Eukaryota, Viridiplantae, Chlorophyta, Trebouxiophyceae, Coccomyxaceae. Gene Ontology annotation, biological process: carotenoid biosynthetic process. The transcript is spliced from 11 exons.